AUGGUCGCGUUCGCAGGUUCUCAACGAGGCCUCUCCGCAAGACAGAGCUACAUUGGAAUAUCAAACUACCUUCGAGGGCUAUAUGUAGCACCACGACUACGGCUACAAUGCCAAUUCUGCGUCAGGAGGCAAUCUCACUCCGCAAAGCGGCUAGGAGCAGAGGAUAUCUCUUCAUAUCCAUUCCUUGAAAACUACAAGAAAAUCAACUUUAUGACUUUAGUUUCAUUUCCUACCGCCAUCUCUGAUUUCAGUACCCUACUUGAGGCGCAGGAAUCCGGGAAACAUGUAACUCUGUACGGUUACCUAGGCAAACGGACUGAUAUAGGGAAGAAGAUGUCUUUUGUCCGACUAGCAGAUCCAAGGUUGUCGCAAACGGUGCAGGCCAUCUCUUUCUCGAAGACCGACGCGUUUGAUAAAUUAAAGUCUAUAGAACCGCACAGCCCCGUUGUGUUGCGAGGGAUCCUACAGACGAAAGUGACGAGCGCGAAAGAAUCAAAGCAAGCACCAGCAGUGGACAAAGAAGGGAAUAUAAAUAGCCUGGAAAUUGCCCUGGAGGAUAUACAGCUUCUCAAUGAUUUCCCUAAUGACAUCAUUAUGAAGCCAGAGACCGUAUUUCCUGCUGGCAAGCGGUUUCUUCAGAUCAGGAAUGAUAGGGAGAUCCGGCAUGCCCUAGCUUUUAGGGCGAGGGCAGGUAAGGUUCUACGAGAAGCUUUGGAGCAAUGUGAGCCUCCUUUUAUGGAGGUAGAGACUCCGUUGCUCUUUAAAUCGACCCCCGAAGGGGCGAGGGAGUUUCUCGUUCCAACGCGGAGGCCAGGCUUCGCUUAUGCACUUCCUCAAAGUCCACAACAAUAUAAGCAAAUCCUUAUGAGCGGUGGAAUCCCGCGCUACUAUCAGUUUGCCCAUUGCUUCCGAGACGAAGAUUUACGGGCAGAUAGACAGCCCGAAUUCACUCAACUGGAUCUCGAGAUGUCUUUCGCAAGUGGCGAAGAUGUGAUGAACGUUAUUGAGCGAAUAGUUCGCCAACUAUGGUCAGCGUUAAUGCCGGAGCCACUCAACGAUGCCCCCUUUCCCAGAAUGACCUACUACGAAGCCAUGUCCAAAUACGGCUCUGAUAAGCCAGAUCCAAGGAUUGGGAUGGAGAUUUACCGCGUCGACUAUAUGAUUCCUGUGGACUUGGUCCGCAGAAUCACAAAUUUGAGUGACCCCAUCGUGGAGGUCAUCAAAUUGAAAGGGAACGGCGAUCCUGCAAAAACCAAAGCAUUUACCUCAUCGAUUUUGGAUGCAUUCGUGCCGAGUGAACUGAUCAAUAACCCUGAAGGCAGGCCGGAGACAUUCGUUAUUGAUUCUGCACAGCCCCUGUUUGGGCUUCAGGAUUUUGGAUUCGAAGCUGUCGAUAGGCUAGAAAGCGAGUUGGGCUUGGAUAAUGGCGACCUUCUCGUCGUGCAAGCUCGCCGGAAGGCUCCAUUGUCAGGUGGCUCAACUCCUCUCGGCGAUUUGCGCCGCGUUCUGCAUAAAGCUGCCACCGAAACUGGGUUCAAACGUGCGCCCACCGGCUUCAAUUUCCUUUGGGUGACGCAUUUUCCCCUUUUCUCUCCCAGCUCAGACACAGAACCGGGCCAAGGUGGUACCGCGGGAAUUGCAUCAACACAUCACCCGUUCACCGCUCCCCUUGGCCCAGAGGAUGUUGAUCUUCUUCUUACCGAUCCAACUAAAGUAGUCGCAGACCACUACGACCUUGUCGUAAAUGGCGUCGAGUUGGGCGGUGGCAGCCGGCGUAUUCAUUCUGCUGAGGUUCAAAAGUUUAUUCUUCGUGAUAUUCUGAAAGUACCGGAAAAUCGCCUGGGGGACUUUUCACACCUCUUAGAAGCGCUUAGAGCUGGAUGCCCACCUCAUGCCGGGAUUGCUUUGGGCUUUGAUCGACUAAUCGCUAUCAUGCUGGGGAAAGAAAGUGUGCGUGAUGUGAUCGCGUUCCCGAAAUCGGGCAAGGGUGAAGAUGUCAUGGUGAAGACGCCUAGUAAGAUGACUGAAAAAGCGCUGGAGACCUAUCACUUGCAAUUGCGCCAGGAGGACUAA
Molecule: messenger RNA, 2073 nt
Organism: Uncinocarpus reesii 1704
Lineage: Eukaryota; Fungi; Ascomycota; Eurotiomycetes; Onygenales; Onygenaceae
Exons: 3
Coding region: 1-2073 (690 amino acids)
Biological process (GO): aspartyl-tRNA aminoacylation
Cellular component (GO): cytoplasm; mitochondrion
Molecular function (GO): ATP binding; aspartate-tRNA ligase activity
Source: RefSeq, a predicted model, not a curated record